AGCAACUCCUCCCCCUCGGCCUGUCAUCACCACGGGAGAAGCGUCCUCCUCCGUGUGGAGCCGGUUCCUCUGGGUGACUUUUCACAGUCCGGUGGCCCGACGGGACUCAGCGGUCACGGCCGGCAGCAUGACGCACCCCAGCCCCCCGAACCCCGGCUACAGCCCCAACAGCGCUGCCCCGGGGCCGGUCCUCACGCAGACUGACUCCAGGGACAAGUGGAGCAAAAAGAUGGAUUUUCUCUUGUCUGUCAUUGGUUUUGCAGUGGACCUGGGUAAUGUUUGGAGAUUUCCCUACAUAUGUUAUCAAAACGGUGGAGGUGCUUUCCUGAUUCCCUACAUUUUGAUGGCCAUCUUUGGUGGUGUUCCACUCUUUUACAUGGAGCUAGCACUGGGACAAUUCCACAGAACUGGAGCCAUAUCGAUAUGGAAACACAUCUGUCCCAUUUUCAAAGGUAUAGGAUAUGCUAUAUGCAUCAUCGCUCUGUAUGUGUCUUUCUACUACAACACCAUCAUCGCCUGGGCCCUCUUCUACUUCUACUCCUCAUUCUCCAGCAUCUUGCCUUGGACAAACUGUGACAACGUGUGGAACACCCCCGACUGCACCAACUAUUUUGGGAUGAACAACGUGACUUGGACGAAUUCCUCAAGGUCUCCGGCAGAGGAAUUUUACACGAGAAACGUUCUUGAGAUCCACAAGUCAUCAGGGUUGAGAGAUGUCGGGGGUGUUCGCUGGCAGCUGAUGCUUUGCCUAUUUCUCAUUUUCACUAUCGUAUACUUCAGCCUCUGGAAGGGUGUGAAGACUUCAGGAAAGGUUGUAUGGGUGACUGCCACCCUGCCUUAUAUUGUACUCUUCAUCUUGUUAAUUCGAGGGGCCACUUUGCCAGGAGCUUGGAGAGGUGUGGUCUUUUACCUAAAACCUCAGUGGGGAAAGCUGUUGGAAACCAGUGUUUGGGUGGACGCGGCUGCUCAGAUAUUCUUCUCUCUGGGCCCCGGGUUUGGAGUCCUCCUGGCUCUGUCCAGCUACAACCCUUUCACAAAUAACUGCUAUCGUGACGCCAUCGUGACCAGUUUGGUUAAUUGUCUGACCAGCUUUGUGUCUGGCUUUGUAAUAUUCACGGUGCUGGGCUACAUGGCCGAGAUGAGGCAGGUGGAGGUCGAGGACGUUGCCAGAGAUAAAGGACCCAGUUUACUUUUCAUCACGUACCCAGAGGCAAUUGCGAACAUGAUGGGCUCAACCUUUUUUGCGAUUAUCUUUUUUGUCAUGAUGAUCACCCUGGGACUGGACAGCACGUUUGGAGGGCUGGAGGCCAUCAUCACCGCCGUGAUGGAUGAAUACCCUGAUCAUCUCUAUCACAGACGUGAACUUUUCGUUCUGUGCUUGGUAGUUAUUUGUUUUUUAGGCUCUCUGAGCACACUCACAAAUGGAGGCGCUUAUGUGGUGAAGCUGCUGGAGGAAUUUGGAGUUGGAUGCUCCAUUAUUGCAGUAGGUUUCCUGGAGGCCAUCGCAGUUUCCUGGUUUUAUGGUAUCAAUAGAUUUAGCAAUGAUGUUCAGGCAAUGCUGGGCAAAGCUCCGGGAUUAUUCUGGAGGGUGUGCUGGGUCGCCAUCAGUCCAGCAUUUCUGGCGUAUAUUAUAGUGAGCUCCUUCCUGAAAGCGCCGCCUCUCACGCUCUUUGACUAUAAGUACCCAGACUGGAGCAUCACAGUGGGGUACUUUAUCGGCUUUUCAUCCUUCAUGUGUAUCCCCAUCUAUAUGGUCUACAAGCUUGUGUGGACCCCUGGUUCUCUGAAACAGAGGUUGGCGGUAUGCCUAAGACCAGAGAGGACCCUUCCUGACAUCCACACCGACAGUCUCAACAUGGUUAUUGUACCUUAAAGACAUAAAUACCUCCGUGUGCUUGUGAAUUCCCAUUCAAAUAACAAGUUACAUGUGAUCAAACCUCAGCGUCAUCUGACAUCAUGACUGUUCACCUGUUAAUGAUGUUGACCUUUUCAGUUAACUUUCUGCUGCUACAUUUGUAAUGCUAAAAGGGCCCGAGACAGCAGUUCUCAUAUCUUAUGUGGUUUGGACCUACGUUAUUGAGACAGUUUAUAGCUUUUUCAUAUUGCUAUUUUCAAGUGUGAGUUUUGUGGUUGUAGGAGUCAGUGGUUCCAUGAUCUGUCAGUGUUUAUCUUACAAAAACACAAUGCCACAGACAAUAAAAAUGCAUAUUUUUAAAUGUAAAUGUAAUUUAUACAGCAUGGGAACAUUUUAUUUAAUAUUUUCUCUACUGUGUGAAAUGUGGAUGAAAUCAGCUCCGCAUGCUGAACCACAUAGUGACGAUGACAAAAUUGCAACAUAUGACUAUCAGCCCUUUUCAAUACUAAACUAAUCAUAGAAAAAGUAUAUUGCAUCUAAUUUCAGAGUAAAAGCAACCAAACAGUUAUUUGAAGUAUUAUAUUAUAAUGUAGAGGUCAGUAAUUCAGUUAUUGAGGUGGAUUUCAUGAUAGAUGCCGAUAUAUCUGUAAACGAACAACCAAAAGAGGAUGCUUUCCUCUUUUGUGUAUCCUGCAAGUGAUAAGUGAAGCAGGCAGAAAAAGACAAAGAACUAUAAUGUUUUAACCAAAUUUUUUACAAGGUAUUGUGUCACAAACAAACCCAAUAUCCUCUUCUUUCAUUAAACAAUUUUAGCAAAGCCUUUUUAUGACUGUGCUCCAUCUUAGUCCUUGAAAUGAAAAAUGUUUGUUCUUCAUUUGCUGGCUUUAUUGAACUCCAGUCAGACAGUUUUGCCUUAAUCUGAAAUCAUGUAUAAACCUGGUCAAGGUGGUGUUGAUAUUGUUCCUCUCCAAAAGACACUCUAACUGAAGACUGUUCAGAUGUUUUUUGCAGAUAUAGUAUGUAUUAGUCACAAACGUUAACUUAUUUUAAAGCUUCACCUAUACUUACGUUCAGAAGAGAUAUGUGAUAAUUAUUGUGUCCUCCUCAACAUGGUUUCUAUAAAGAUCCAUAUAAAGUGAAUUUGACCAA
Cololabis saira (Pacific saury) is the source of this 3004-nucleotide messenger RNA. It is a transcript of the gene slc6a4b, whose product is annotated as solute carrier family 6 member 4b. Gene Ontology annotation, molecular function: serotonin:sodium:chloride symporter activity; serotonin binding. Gene Ontology annotation, cellular component: neuron projection; membrane. The record is from RefSeq and is a predicted model, not a curated record. The transcript is spliced from 13 exons. Lineage: Eukaryota; Metazoa; Chordata; Actinopteri; Beloniformes; Belonidae. The coding region runs from base 128 to 1873 and encodes 581 amino acids. Gene Ontology annotation, biological process: serotonin uptake; sodium ion transmembrane transport.